This is a messenger RNA of Physella acuta, 2515 nucleotides long. RefSeq lists its product as uncharacterized. The record is from RefSeq and is a predicted model, not a curated record. Lineage: Eukaryota; Metazoa; Mollusca; Gastropoda; Physidae.
UCAAGACAAGCACACAGUGAGCUGGGUUAACGGGAGGGUGUCACAAGGGUGAUGGCAUGAUGAUGUAGAGCAGAAUGACAUCUGCGAACGGAGGAAAACGCUUGUAGAGCAUAAAUUCAAGCUGUCCGUGUCGUCAUAUCCAAGCCAGUCAGAGCGCCGCGGGAAAAGACGAGAUUUCAAAUUCAUUCACUGACUCAAUAUUUUCCAGACAUCGCGAGAAAAGACGAUAUUUGAAAUUAAUUCAGUGGCAACAUUUUCCGGACAUUGCGAGAAAAGACGAAAUUUCAAAUUAAUUCACUGACUCAACAAUGGCCGACAAGUCAGAAGAUGGCAACGGUUCCAGCGAAGACGGGCCGCUGUACUACGAGGUGGAGCAUCAGCCCAAGGCCUGGCCAGUUCUGUACCUGGGCUGUCCGACGGAGCACUCGAGGUAUAUCCCAGCUCCUGAGUUCGGCCUCGCUCACCUGCCUGAAGACAUCCGGUGCCAAGAAGUUCUUGCUCUGAUUAGGCUCAACAUGGAACUUGCCGUGAGGUUAAGUGUAGCCAUGUCACAGACUUGCACACAGAACAUAGGCCACAUAAACCAGGCUUCACACACUAUGUCAACUGACACAGGACACAUAAACCAAGCUCCACACGCUAUGUCAACUGACACAGGCCACAUAAACCAGGCUCCACACACUAUAUCAACUGACACAGGUCACAUAAACCAGGCUAUGUCAACUGACACAGGCCACAUAAACCAGGCUCCACACACUAUAUCAACUGACACAGGUCACAUAAACCAGGCUCCACACACUAUAUCAACUGACACAGGCCACAUAAACCAGGCUCCAAACACUAUGUCAACUGACACAGGUCACAUAAACCAGGCUCCAAACACUAUGUCAAUUGACACAGGUCACAUAAACCAGGCUCCACACACUAUGUCAAUUGACACAGGUCACAUAAACCAGGCCCCUCACACUAUGUCAACUGACACAGGCUACACAAUCCAGGCACCAGAAUCAAAGUGCGAUCCUUACCACGUCCGUGGCAGCGGUUCUGUUUGUUAUUUCUCGGACACACACGAUUUGUUUCCUUGUUGUCAUGGAGACGUCAACCAAUGCCCCAUGUGCCACAUCCCGAAAUGCCCUUACACCGAGACGCUGGGGGCAGAUCAUUUCCUCGUGUCCAGUCACCCGGUGCACGUGCCGGACGCGAGUCGAGCUCACCUAGCAUUCCGUGUCUCCACCAACCAGCAUGUGGUCAGGGAUGAGGCCGAUGCUGGCAGCACGAAGGUCGAUCUGUUCUUCGACUCCUGCAACACACGUGACACCGUCAAGGCAAAGGGCGUCUGCCUCGCUGGAGUCUGGGAAGAGCAGGACAAAGUCCACGUGUUGUGUGUAGCAGAUAUGAACAGUCGUCUGCAACAGUUGCUGCAGACUAUGAGACAAGACAUGCGGCGUCUGUUCGCCGCUAUACCCGAAGAGAAAAGAAAAAGCUUCAUACAAAACCACGUGAUUAUAAUUGGCCAUCCGCACGGCUCGGCUAAAGUCGUUAGUGUCGGCCGGAAAAUGUCGAGCGGACAAGAGACAUCGCCCUGUGGCAGUUUGUACCUGGAGACGAGAUACCUGAUAGAAACCUGCAACGGUUCAUCAGGUGCGCCUGUUGUCGGCCCGGGGUGGGCGGACGGCGGCCCAGGCUAUCGCGUGCAUUGCGGCUUCUACAGAUCUGGUGACAUUAAAACGGGAAUUUCCAAAUCCUUCUGGGUAGUGGACUCUGACGAAAGGGGCGGGGCUCCGGUUAAAAAUUGUGUGCCAGAUACAAGUGGCCUGCGCUGAAAAAUCUUAUUGUAGGCUAAAUUUUUUAAUAUCAGUGAUAAUUAAAUUAAGUGAGUCACGUUAAAAGACCAGGCUUUAUUUUUACUUUCUCGUAUAUACGUAGUAUAGAGAAAGUAUUGUAAUCGUGCAAAAAAAAAAAAUCGAGAUUUUUACAAAUCUCGACGUUUUACACCUCACUGAUACGGAAAAACAUAAUUUUGCAAUCUUGUCCGUAUGUCUGUGUGUGUGUGUGUCUGUGUGUGUGUCUGUCCGUGUGUAAACACGAUAACUUGAGUACCGUUACAGCUAGGUUGAUGAAAUUUCAUAUAUAAGUAUUUUAUCAAAAUCGUAGAUCCGUAUCAACUUUUGAGCGAUUUCCGAUAACCGGAAGUGGUACUUUUCCUACUUUGAAUUUUUAAAAGCCUAUAACUUGAGUACUAUUUCAGAUAGAUAAAUGAAAUUUCACAUGUAAGUAAAAGAUCUAAUUCUCUACCUUCUGUUAAAUUUUGAGUAAUUUCCGUUGACUGGAAGUAGUAAUUUACGCUACUUCCGAUUUCUCAAAAAACUAAUGUAAAUUUUAAAAGUACUAAUAAUAUUGCGCACUAUUAUGCGCUUUUUUUAUUUGCGUUCACUUGGUGUGCAAUUAAUUUGUCUACGAGAUUUUAUUCUAUUUUUAAAACUUUAAGUAUUUAAAAUGGAUUAAAAAUCAUGUC